AUGGGAAAUGAAAUUAAAAACUAUUCCACCAUAGCAAAAAUAAAAAUCGAAGAUCAAUUUGGGGAUUGUUCAAACCCUAGUUUUGUGCAGCAGCGGCGCGAAGCCGUAGGAGGACGACGAUUCUUUGCAGGACAAGUUGUCGGAGCUGACCUCGGCGACAAUGUUGAUGAAAUCAUCGAGGCUGAGGUCGCGGAAGCGCUCCUCGUCGUCGUCGAGGAGGCGGAGGAUUUGGGAGAAGAAAGCGGGCUCGCAGAGGAGAACAAGGCCGCCGGCGGUUUGGAAGCCGAAUUCCUCCUCCGCCUGGUCGAGGAGGGCGACGAUCCAGACGGUGGUAUCGUGGCGGAGGGCGGCAGAGGAGACGGCGAGCGGCGAGGCCUCGGCGGAGAAGACGGUGGGAGAGUUAGGGUUGUGCCUGCCUGUUCUGAUAAAUUGAAGCAUGUUGUUGGUCAGAGGUUCCAAUCAUUAGAGUUUGCACUCGCGUUUUAUGAUGUGUAUGCUAGGGCUGUUGGGUUUGACACGCGCAAACAAGGUGCGAGGAAGGUGGACGAAGUUACAACGUGGUAUUACGUAGUAUGCAAUAGGGAGGGCCAUAAGAAGUCCAUCGACGAUGACCAGUUGAAUGCACGUUCCGGUUUCUCAAUGAAGCGCCGACGCUUAUCGAAGAGAUGUGGCUGUAAAGCUAGUAUUUCCUUCAAGUACUUCUCUGAUAAUGGACAUCCAGGUUAUAUGGUACAAGAUUUCAACGAGGUACAUAACCACGAGAUGGUGGAUUCCGACCACCAGCAGUUCAUGACUGUGAACCGUCAUUUGGAUGACGUUCACCAGAAAUUCAUACUUGAUUGUUCAAAAGCGAAUAUUGGACCCACGUUGACAUUUAAGGUUUUGAAAGAAACUCUCGGUGGCUUUGACCUCGUCAGUUAUACGGUCGGUGACAUCAGGAAUGCGUCACGCGACAUUAAAGCAUAUGCGCAUGGAGUCGAUGUGCAAAUGGUUUUGGACGACAUGGCGAAAAAGAAGGAGUUGUCUGAGUCGUACACAUAUCGUUACGAGGUUAAUGAAAACAACCAGUUGGUAGCGUUGUUUUGGUGUGAUGGCUUAAUGCAAAGGAAUUACCAUAUGUUUGGUGACAUUGUAGCCUUUGACACCACCUAUAACACAAACAGGUAUUGCAUGAUAUUCUGUCAUUUCACGGGAAAGGACAAUCACGGUAGCCCUGUAACCUUUGCGGCUGGGUUGGUAUGCAAUGAGAAAACAGGGGCGUUUGGCUAG
Messenger RNA from Salvia splendens (bonfire salvia), 1269 nucleotides. Its product is annotated as protein FAR1-RELATED SEQUENCE 5. The record is from RefSeq and is a predicted model, not a curated record. NCBI's taxonomy places the organism in Eukaryota, Viridiplantae, Streptophyta, Magnoliopsida, Lamiales, Lamiaceae. The coding region runs from base 1 to 1269 and encodes 422 amino acids. The transcript has 3 exons.